CCCCCGCUCCUCCCGGGAUUUACGGCGCUGCUUUGCACUAAUAAAAUGAAUGCAAUUUUUAAGACUUUGGGGGGUUUUAAGACAAUUUUUAAGACAUCUUUUUAUAUAAACGCCUGAAAAAAGAAAAGUAUUUUUAACUGACGUUUUUCAAUCAUGUCAAAGAUGUGAAUUCAGCUGAACUUUAGAGCUGGCACGAGAGCCUGUGUGGAGAAGUGAGAUAAGAUGCAUUUUCUAUAAGCCCUUUAUAGAUUUUCUGAAAUUCGGGUAGAGGACCGAGCAAUCAAACCAAUGUAACUUGACAAUGAAACUGUUGGUAUUUUGGGCAAAACCAGUACCGUCGGAACGAAAUUAAUUUUGGGAGUGCUGCCCAUUGUUUCCAUUCUCGUUCAGUACACUGUUAUAAAAGAAACAUACUACAGUUUGAUAAUUAUUGGGGAGCUCCAGCCCCCCGGCCCCCUCUUCCCCUCCCGGUUCUGACAGGCCUGAAAACGACAGAUGCAUUCCACAGAGCGCAUUUGGUAGGGGCAAGGUGGAAUUCUGCAGAACAGGAAGUUGCCAAGAACAACCAAGCAAUGAGACACAAUGAUUGUGUGUUUUUUGGAGCCAUUUACCUUGGGAAUUCGGCAGGAUGGUGGGAAUUCGGCAGGAUGGUGGGAUUUUGAUUUGUUUGGAUAAUGUCAAACUGGAGGUAUUGAUAUAGGAUCUGGCGUUCCAGCUAAUGCAUUGCAUCAAUUGCUAAGUGGGUUAGGAAAUAGAGAACUUCCGUUUGCUUUAUUAAAGCAACUUAACCAUCGAGGAGUGCCUGAUGCCACAAUAUUUCUCUUGAAUCCGCUAAAAUGUUGUCAAGCAACGUCUGAGUUUGGUUGUUCUUGCAUAGUGAGUAAAGAGAUCGAUGGUGUGAACACGCUCAGACAAGCCGCCCCUUCGAGUAAAGAGACACUUUGCAAAACUCUAUCUGGUGUUGUACAGUGCACUCAAAAGCCAUGGCUUUCAACCUCUUCGUGAAUAAGACAAAUUCCACACUUUUCUACUGUGAACUGAAUCCUGAAGAUCCUGACUGCUGGGCUGAUUACGAGCAUAUUCCUUUCAAGCUAACAAAUGGCAAAAUUAUCUCCGCCAUCGCAAUGUCUCUGCUGAUAAUUGUGGCUUUGGGAGGAAACAUUCUAGUAUGCACAGCCUUUUUUGUUUAUCGACGAUUACGUAAGACAACGAACUUCUUCAUAAUCUCCCUGGCAAUUAGUGAUAUCCUUGUUGCUACCGUAGCCAUGCCGAUGUGGUUAUCAUACGAAGUUACAGCCUGGCAGAACUUACCUGCUUGGAUAGACUUUACGACGUUGCUGCAAUUCUGGAAUUGGUUCGACAUCCUCGCUGGGGUCUCGUCCAUUACAAACUUGACAGCCAUAAGCAUUGACCGUUGCUUCAGUAUUAUGCAACCACUUUUACAUCGCACUCGCAUGACCAGCUCCAUUGCAAUAGUGAUGGUUAUAGCUGCAUGGCUAUACAGCAUCAUUGUUGCCUCCCUGAGCCUUGCAAGCCUCCAGAAUUACACUGCGAUUGUUUCUGCGGUUGGAUUUUUCAUUCCAUUGCUGGUGAUCCUCAUUGCCUACUUUCUAAUAUACAUCCGCGUUAAGACUGGUGGCUAUGGUGCGCAUCAAGAGAAAGACUGGAAUCUAGAGAGAACACUGAUAAUCGUCAUCAGUUUCUUCGUCGUCUGCUGGUUGCCGUUCUUUGCCUUCAGUUUGUUCUAUCACUAUUGCUUUUCCUGCCAGUUCAAACAAGAAACACUUGCCUACCUGAUCAGCUUCACAAAAUGGAUGCAUUACUUGAAUUCGUGCUGCAACCCAUUCAUUUAUGGCCUAUUCAACAUGAACUUCAAGAAUGCAUUUCGCGCCCUGUUCCGCACUUGCUUUUCUUCCUCCCCAGCAGAGAGCGAUUACACGAGCCCAGCUACAGAUGGCAACGAAACAUCACUGAAGCGCCAGAUCAAAAACUUGAGAAGGAAACUGCGACCGAAGAAACAUGAUAAAGACAGUUUUCUGCUGAAUGAUCCAGAAACUGCAUCUGUAUGUGUUACAACAGUGCCGGCAAGUUCAAAUCGCAACAGCAGCGCCUCUCAAGCAGCAUCCUCUGACAACAACAUCGCACCAUAUGACGUAGAGUCACUACUACCUGACGGAGGUGAUUCUGUUCAUUCGCAGAAGGGCCAUCUAAAGGACAGCAAGUAUCCACGAGCAAGCACAAACAACAAUGCUCAACAAAAGGAAUUCUCCUUUGCUAUUCAAGAUCCCCGGUUUUCUCUUGCGGGGUCCUCCGCAUCUGAAAAUGACAACGCCGAUAUUGCCGCGUUUCUGGAACAGCACAGUUCCACAAGCUCCGUUGCUGAUGCACAAAAAAUGAGCUUGCUUGACUCACAAGAAUCUUGUGUAUAGGUGUUCCUGAUAAAUAAGAUCUCGUUGACUUGGUUGAGCAAGGACAAUAUUAAAACAGACUUGCGUAACAUUAUGAAUUUAGUCGAGUCGUUCUAUAUGGUAAAAUUUUGAUUGAACCAUUGGUUUGAUUGCGGACAAACUUUUAGUGGUUCUGCAAGACUGGUGGUUGCUCUCUGAAAUCAUUGGUUUAAAAUGAUUCAAUGGAGAGAAAGAACUCUUUUUUGUACAAAAUGCACGCGAUGAAUUCUUUCGUACGUUUUUUAUUUAGACUGCAGAAACACAUAUGCACGACACAUUGCUGCUGCUAUUGUAUAAUUGUAUACAUAUUUUUGCGAAUUUUGAUUUUUCUUUCAAAGAAGGAACAAUUAUCAGCUAUCCAAGGUAGAUUCCUAGAUCUAUAUACUUCAACUUUAUCGCAGAACAAAGUUUCAUUCCCGAAGUCUGGCAGUUUUCACUUUGCUCAUACAGUUCAUAUUGAAGCUAAUGUUAAUUCAGAGAAGUGGAAUGUAAAUCCAUGCCAAGUAAAGGUCUGUUGUAUUAAUGUAGUUUUGUAUCUAAGCAUCGAUGCUUAAAGUUCAAAGGCUGUAUGGGGCCAGCCAAAACAAUUCUAACUGUUCUCUAAAAGACUUAAAAUAAGUUCAUUGCUAAAGUACACUUCCAUUAGAUGCAAUCCAAUCCAGACGGACUUUGGAAAAAUUUGAACCGUUCUGGGGAAAUCGACUUCGGUCUAGAAUUUUGCAGUUUAUGUCGAACUUGUAUAUAAAGUAAUAUUCUACCAACAGAAUGUCAUUUAAACAUUUUAACAAUAAUUUUUUGUAAUUUCUAUGCUUGUUAUAAUGCAGUCUUCCUAUUACAUAAAUCAGUGUUUUCAACAUUUUUCAUCCAUGGCACACUUUCACAUAGAAGAAAUCACAUGGAACACCACCAACAGAAAAUGUUAAAAAGUGAAUUUUAUUAUCCUUGGUGUUUUAUUAUCCUCAAGCUAAUUUUAUCUAUUUUUAUUGUUAUUGAUAUCUUCUCUGAAUCAGACUGUUUAGAGAAAACAUUGCAAAUAAACAUGUAUUUUCUAAAAGGCGCAUUUCACGGCAUCCUAAAGGCCGUGGCCUCAAAACAAUUUUAGUCAUGCUCUUUACAGCCCUCCCCCCUUUUAGACUGGUGCGCGGUGCCUGUCUGUUUCGAUGAACACAAGGUUGAUAUCUUGGCAGGAAUUGAAAAAAGAUGCGAUUUUUCCAAUUUUUAGACCAAUUAGGUAAAAGUGGAAAAUUUUCAUGGCACCCAAGAGAGUAUCUCAUGGCACACUAGUGCUCCGCAGCACAGUGGUCGAAAAGCACUGACAUAAAAAAAUGAAAUUGUCUAGCCCCUUGACUUUAAUAAAGAGCUUUAGGUUUUUUAUUGAUUUAUGUUAACGAUAUGUCACUUUUAUUCAAUGAAUUGCAUCAUAAUUAUUAUUUGCUGCUGUCAUUUUAUCUUUGUAAAUAAAAUAUAAUUUUCAGAUAUAACUUUCUUUAAUGAAUGUCUCGUGUUUUAGAUGGAGCGUAGCAUGCAUGCAAAGAACAGGUCAUGCAGUUUGUAAAAAACAGUAUAGCAGUUUAUGAUAUCCACAAACCGUACAUUUUUGUUUUCCAGUCCUAUUUGUUAAACAAUCACACUGCUGGCUCUGGUCAAAGGCAGGGUACCGUGGAAGGAGGCUCGAGAGGUUGACCCUUCCUUGUUCA
This is a messenger RNA of Rhopilema esculentum, 4144 nucleotides long. NCBI's taxonomy places the organism in Eukaryota, Metazoa, Cnidaria, Scyphozoa, Rhizostomeae, Rhizostomatidae. The record is from RefSeq and is a predicted model, not a curated record.